Molecule: messenger RNA, 1506 nt
Organism: Soboliphyme baturini
Lineage: Eukaryota; Metazoa; Nematoda; Enoplea; Dioctophymatida; Soboliphymatidae
Source: the annotation of a GenBank genome assembly
AUGAGCAGAAGUCGAAAUUACAGUGCUAUCAAAAGGCAGUGCGAAAUCACCGGCAAACUGUGGGAAGAUCCGGAUUUUCCUGCUGCCGAUCAGUCGCUUUUCUACAGCAAGAAACUUCACAAGAAGUUUGUGUGGAAAAGGCCAAAGGAAAUUAAUGUCAACGCAAAGUUUGUGGAACGCGGGUUCGAGCGAUUCGACAUCAAACAGGGGGAACUCGGGGACUGUUGGCUUCUUGCCGCCGUUGCGAACCUGACGCUAUACGAAGAACUGUUAUUCACAGUGGUUCCAAGAUAUCAAAGUUUCGGCGAAGGAUACUGUGGAAUUUUCUACUUCAACUUCUGGCAGUACGGCGAAUGGGUUGAGGUGUGCGUCGACGACCGGCUGCCAACGGUCAACGGAGAGCUGGUUUUCAUGCACUCGGCGGAAGGAAACGAGUUUUGGUCGGCUCUCCUGGAGAAGGCCUAUGCGAAACUGUGCGGUUCGUACGAAAAUCUGCAGACAGGAUCGGCCUCCGAGUCGAUGGAGGACUUUACCGGUGGCAUCGCCGAAAGGUUCGACCUUCGAGACCCAAAACAAGCGUCGGAGAUCACGUUCAUGGACAUCGUACGAGCCGUUGAAAGUCGAUCCUUGUUGUGCUGCUCAAUUGAUGUAUGGCAGAGAGUGCUAUUCGUCGGCCUUGUGAAGGGACAUGAAUACAGUAUAACGGCAGUUAAGAGGGUUAACAUGCCUUGGAGUCUUGGCUCCAAAGUUGUCGAGUUGAUUAGACUGAGAAACCCGUGGGGAGAGGAAACGGAAUGGAACGGUCCUUGGAGCGACAGGUCAAAGGAAUGGAACUGGCUGACCGAGCAACAGAAGAAAGACCUUGACCUCACCUUUGCAUCCGACGGUGAAUUUUGGAUGACUUUUGGGGACUUCAAACGUUACUUCGAGAGACUAGAGAUUUGUCACGUUUGUCAUUUUAACGACGAUAACUCGACUGCUGAUCCAGCAUCUGUCAGAGGCAAGUGCGACGAACUGUGUGAACGUUGGCGACAGCAGAGCUUCAACGGUUCUUGGAUAAAAGGAAAGACGGCCGGUGGAUGUGGAAAAGAUUUGAUUACACAAUGUUUGCUACUAUUUCUAGAAUCCUUUGCACGUAACCCCCAAUUCCAGUUUAGCGUCACCCGGUCAGAGUGUACCGCCGAAAACGAUUGUUCCAACUGUAUCAUUGCCUUGAUGCAGAAAUAUCGACGGCGACAACACGCAGAAAGCAACCGUUUUCUCCAUAUAGGAUUUGCCGUUUACAAGGUUGAUGACGCAAUGCUCUACAAUCGAGUUCUUGAUUACCAAUUCUUUGCCAACCACGAAUCUGCAUCCGGAAGCCGCGCUUUCAUCAACAUCAGAGAAAACUGCCAACGUUUCCGGUUGGAGGAGGGUCGCUAUGUCGUGAUUCCGUCCACCUAUGACCCGGAUGUGGAAGGGGAGUUUCUCCUGAGAAUAUAUUGUAAAAAUCCUGAUGCAUUGUAA